CCAAGAGGAAGUCCAUUGCGCACUACAAACUUCAGUGCAGGUCUGUGAUACGAACGAACAUGUCAAGGUUGACAACUAAGGGAAAAUGCAUUUAUCAUUUUCUUCGUAACCUGAGACUUACACGGAAAUGUGAAGCUAUUCAUGCCAGCUCUACGACGGGCAGGUUUAAAUCGCAUGACAACCACAUGGGGGCCUGGAAGUAAAUGUCCACCGUUUCUUCACGAAAUGGACAGUCAAAAUCAGUAUCCUCACCCAGAAUCCUGGAACAGCUUAAGUUGCUCUACACAGGACAAGAGGUGCAGUCACUACGAAGAAAUCUCCACGUUACAACUGCUACACUUGCUGAACAAGUAUCCCAGAAGAGUGAGAUGUCAGAGGCAGUCUACGAGAAACUAGUCGAUGAAACGCUGGAAGCACUGGCAGACUAUUUUGAGGAUCUGAUGGAUCUGUCCCGUACGCCUUCAGACUAUGACGUGACCUAUUCUAGCGGAGUGCUGACGGUGAAAGUGGGCGGAGACCAUGGCACUUACGUCAUCAACAAACAGACGCCAAACCGGCAGAUUUGGCUCUCCUCCCCUACGAGUGGGCCAAAGCGCUACGACUGGACGGGCGAACGUUGGAUAUACUCACACGACGGCAACUGCCUCCACGAGCUGCUCUCUCGGGAGUUCUCCGCCAUUUUUAACUCCGACAUGGACCUGUCAAACUUGAUUCAUUCCUAAUUGGAAGGACGCAGAAAUAUUCUUUUUUUUUGCAUUGUUAUUCUUCCAUAUAAAUAUGAGCUCGCUGACGAUGUCAGUGAAUGGUAAGCCAUUUAAAAACGAUGUGAAAGCUGAGCAGUCAGUUUCUGUAAGUGUUUUAACAGCUGUAUGAGUACUACGGCUGAAGCAAGCUAAAAGAUUAAUGUCCCGUGGCUAAUUAACGUAUGUAAUCGAUCCAGAUACCAACAAUAUUACACGGACCAUUAGGUUCUUCAUUCAGCGGAGUCUCGUGAUGCUUUAUGUACAAAAUAAAGGCGUUAAUCAUUUUGUGGUGUAGGGUUUCCGAUUACGUUUUCAGUCAUUGUUGACUUGUAACAAUGGGGGGUGUAUUCAUCGUAUGUUUCAAAAAGUAUCCAAUUAAGCUGCAGUAAAAAAGCAGUGAUUUACAACUUGUGUUGCACCAAGAAUGCUCAUAUUUGUUGAUUUGCAGGACGUGGUGUUUUCGAUGCUUUUCUAGGUUUAACCAAUGGAGCCAGUGCCACCGUAUUUAUCUCGGUUCUUCAGACAGCGUGCGCCAUAUUAACACAAAAUUCACAACUCCACAGAUUAAUUGCAAAUAUAUUUUAUUUCCUAAGUUUAUCCUGGUUUCAUCCUCGGUGUGUGUUUUACAUGCAUUUUAAAUGUAGCAAAUUGUUAUUUUCGGUUUUAUUUAAACUUUUAUGAAUGGCUUUGUGGUGGAAAUAUUGAAAUAUAAAAUCAUUCAUGAAACUA
Anguilla anguilla (European eel) is the source of this 1472-nucleotide messenger RNA. RefSeq names its product frataxin (gene fxn). Gene Ontology annotation, cellular component: mitochondrion. Gene Ontology annotation, biological process: intracellular iron ion homeostasis; iron incorporation into metallo-sulfur cluster. The transcript has 6 exons. Gene Ontology annotation, molecular function: 2 iron, 2 sulfur cluster binding; ferroxidase activity; ferric iron binding. The record is from RefSeq and is a predicted model, not a curated record. Lineage: Eukaryota; Metazoa; Chordata; Actinopteri; Anguilliformes; Anguillidae. Bases 204 to 722 code for a protein of 172 amino acids.